UUUUCUUUCAUCCCUUAGCUGUGUUUGAGCAAAGGAGGCAAACUGACCGAAGAGGCGCAAGCAGAGACUCAAAUUCUAAUGGUUUCAAAAAUGACAGAGGCACGCUGAGACCUAACAUACCAGCACCACCUGGGUUUUCAGUACCAAACAGAGCACCACCUCCAGGGUUUUCCUCUCAAGAAAGAUAUGAAAACGGUUUUAGCUCCGUUGCUUCAGGCAAUCUGUUUCAUGGAAAGCCUCAGUUUGAACUGCGUUCUGCGAGGAAUGCCGAUGAUGUUGAGUUUAUCGAUCCUGCAAUACUAGCAGUUGGAAAGGGCAUACUGCCACUUGAAGUUAAUAAUACUGAAUUAGGUUUUAAUUCUAUUCUUCCUCCAAAGUUUUGCGCUACAGAAGGCAAUAGGAUACAGUCAUUAGCUCAUCGUGACCGAAGAGUUUUUAAUAAUAAUUUAGCAGAUGGAUUGUCAACUAUGCGUGACGCAUAUACCUCUUCUAGAUUUCCAAUGCAGAUCAACAACACAAGCUAUUCACCAUUCGCACACCAACAACUAAGAACUCCAAACAUCUUAAAUAGCCAAUGGAGUGAUUGGCAGAAUGUGUUGAAUCACAGUGGAAUGGGCAUCGCUGAAUUUGUUAAAAAUGAGAGAUUUGGACAUGAUAGCUUCAUUCCCAUGAAAGAAGAGCAUAAAUUCGGGCUGUCUAGUUCUAAUCAUCUAUAUACUAGACCAUAUGGGAUGUAGUUAUGGAGAAAUUAUUAGUUUCAGACAGCAGACAUAGAGAAUCAUUCGAAUUUUUCUCUCUACAGUAAAAGAGCAGUCAAAGCACAGUUAUUGCAGCAACUGCGCUUUUAUUAUAGACAACGAGAAAUCCGGAUGAUUCUCUCUGUCCGGUAUCCGAACCUAAUGAUUCCCGUAGUUAUGACCAUGCCAGGAGCUCUCUUUGUCUGAAACUUAUCAGCUGCUGUGAAACAGAUUUCUUGGCCGCUCCAUUCUGCGUUGCGCCUAAAGCACAAGUUCCCUGAUUGUUGUUGAUGUGAUUCUUUUCAGUACAGAAGCAACUGAAGGAGUUUUCCUGGCUAGCUGGUAUGGAUUUUACCUACAUGGGAAUGUUAUAAGUGAAAUUGUACUAAGUUGAGUUUGUGGUUCUGUUUUGUCCUGUAGAGAUUGGCUAUUGACUCUUUCAUUUGUAUCAUUGUAAUUAGAAUUAAAAUCAAAGAUUAUAGGAAUGUAUCGAGUAUCGAGUAUUGUGUGUAAUUUAUUUCUGCUUGAAUCCUGGUUGGUAUUCAAGCAGGGUUACUGAAAUUACUGUUAUUUAUUGAAAAUUGAGUGGGUAUUUACGUUUUAAUUUUGAUGUAA
Molecule: messenger RNA, 1352 nt
Organism: Dendrobium catenatum
Lineage: Eukaryota; Viridiplantae; Streptophyta; Magnoliopsida; Asparagales; Orchidaceae
Exons: 3
Biological process (GO): protein ubiquitination
Cellular component (GO): CCR4-NOT complex
Molecular function (GO): ubiquitin-protein transferase activity
Source: RefSeq, a predicted model, not a curated record